Aspergillus caelatus is the source of this 570-nucleotide messenger RNA. RefSeq lists its product as uncharacterized. The transcript has a single exon. Bases 263 to 418 code for a protein of 51 amino acids. The record is from RefSeq and is a predicted model, not a curated record. NCBI's taxonomy places the organism in Eukaryota, Fungi, Ascomycota, Eurotiomycetes, Eurotiales, Aspergillaceae.
GUUCACAACCACAUAAUGAAAGGCUCUCAACACCAAACAACACGCAUUUACUAACAGCACAGGUAUGCUAUACUUUUUAUUAUAUCUCAUAAUAAACCCAUAUACCCAAAUAGUUGUGUCUCCUGAUCAGCCAUCCAUGUUUUAACGAAAUGGUGGAGGGGGGAAAAAAAAAAAGCAACAGUUCAAUCCACAACCCAACAAACUCCUAUAUGAUGAAGAUUUUUCUCAAGAACCGGUAUUUUUAGGAAGAGCCGGAAGAGGUAUGACAGGAUACCCAAUGGGAUCCUCGUCGUCGAUGCUUAUAAUGGUUCUUCUGAGUGGAGUUAAACUUGUUGGUUUGUGGAUGGACUGGAGCUGCUUCUGUCUCGUUCCAGUGUUUUAUAUCUUUCAAAUCAGGGCAUUGGGAACGGUGUGCUGAUGUUGUUCUGGUAUAGGGUUCGUCGCUUUUCCUUUAGAUUAUAGGUUCUGGUGUUUGGGCUAUGUGUGGGGAUUGUCCAACUUGUUCAGUGGUUGUACAUAUGUAGUGCAAUUAAGCUUGCUUUAUAAAUGCAGAAAAGUCUAUAUUUAUCA